Vitrella brassicaformis is the source of this 1510-nucleotide messenger RNA. Lineage: Eukaryota; Vitrellaceae. The record is from the annotation of a GenBank genome assembly.
CUCCUCACAACACACAACAAAUAAAGGGGCGGAUACGCAAAUGCACACAUCAAUUCCAUUCAUCCAUUCAUCGGUCUCUCUCCCUCUGACUCGCAUUGCAUUCAUUGAUGGAUGGAUGGAGUCAUACACGUGACGUCAGCAAAGACUGUACACACCACGCCAGCCACGCAUAGAGAGAGAAAGGAGGCAAUCCAUCCGUCCAUCCAUCCAUCAGAUACAGCAGUGCACCAGAGUAGUCAGUCAGCCUCAUCCCGGCUGCUGUGGGAGGGACGGUGUCUGCAGGGCCCUAAUGGCUGCCUGGGCCUGCCCCUGGUUGGGCGCGGGGAGGCUGGACUUUCUGCCGUACUUGUGGUACCUCGACAGCCGAGCCAGGAUGUUGUAGUGCCGUUUGUCCCGCUCGUAUGACUGCCGGUAGGUCUCCUUGAGUGGCCCCUUGUAGCGCUUCUCAUCCAAAUACUCUGGGGUGGGCAACACACACACACACACAGCCGGAUGAUGACACGUGUGUGACCAUCUGACUGGCGUGGGAGUCUGUGUGAGUUACGGACGUUGGUAAAGGUUUCUGUGUUUGUCGUCGAGUUGUGGCUCGGGGACCGGUGGCGGCAUGGCGCACCCCGACAGCUUAGAGAUCCGCACACACUCGCCAGUCAUCGUGUAACGCCGCUUCACGCGGGUCGGCUUCCUAACACACACAGACAGAGAGGAGAGGAGGCUGGACGGCCCACUGGCAGCACGUGUGUGUGUGUGUCCGGCUGACUUGAUGACGGGGUCGAGUAUGGCGACGUUUGUGAUGUGUAUGGGCAGCUCCACCGACAGCAUCGACGGCUCGCCGGGCAGCGGACGAGGAUUAAAGAAAUUCCGCUUCUGCAGUGCACACACACAGAUGACCAAACGACUGACUGACGCUGUGUGUGUUGGUCUGGCUUAGCUGAGCUGAGCUGCCCCGGGAGCUGACCAUGUUGCAGCCGUCGACGAUGCAGGUGUUUUUGUCUUUGUCAAUGGACAGCACCACGCCCCUCUUGCCCUGGUCCCGACCAUGCAACACCUGAACCUGAUGAGCCAUGGCAGCAAGAAAGAAACCGAGGACAGACACAUACAAUGGUCGCCAUCCCGCCCUCUUGGUGUGUGUGUGUGUGUGUGUGUGUGUGCGGCUGCCAGACUGACCAGGUCGCCCACUUGGAUGUUGAGGUAGUAGGAGAGGUCGAUUUUCUUGACGGGACAGUACUCUUUGAGCGGUUUGGGAAUGGAGCGCUCUCGGCUGGUCUGCAGGAAGGUCGGCACCCACGGCGGCGCCACGCGCCGCUGCAGCGCCUUGGCCGCCAUACGAGCCUUGAUGUAACGAGUCAUCAAACAGAUAUCAACCAGGAGAAGGGAUCAACACUCAGAAGCCAAGAUCUGCAAAGGCAGGACGCUGCAGCGGCUCACAGAAAGGCAAUGAUUGAGUUCGCACAUUAGCUAAGCUCGCAGAUCCCGGAUGAUUGAGUUCGCACAUUAGCUAAGCUCGCAGAUC